UGAAGCCCUCAAAGGAGAAAAAGUAAUUAAGGUAGAAAAUAAAAGAGAGAUAAAUAGCAGGAGAAAGGGAAUUAGCUAGGAUGGAAGACGGAGAUGUGUCGAGGCAGAUUCAGCAGAUGGUGAGGUUCAUCCGUCAAGAGGCGGAGGAGAAAGCUAACGAGAUCUCUGUGUCUGCCGAGGAGGAGUUUAACAUUGAGAAAUUACAAUUAGUGGAAGCUGAAAGGAAAAAGAUUAGGCAAGAGUAUGAGCGGAAGUCGAAGCAGGUGGAGAUUCGUAAGAAAAUUGAAUACUCAAUGCAGCUGAAUGCAUCACGUAUAAAAGUUCUUCAAGCACAAGAUGAUAUGGUGAAUUCCAUGAAGGAAUCUGCAACCAAGGAACUUUUGCGUGUUUCUGACGACGCCAUUGCAUACAAAAAGCUUCUAAUUGCCUUGAUUGUUCAGAGUAUGCUACGGCUGAAGGAGCCAGCAGUAUUGCUGCGGUGCAGAGAGACUGACCGGAAGUUUAUUGAGGCUACAUUGAAGGAUGCAAAACGAGAGUAUUCUGAGAAGCUCAAAGUGCAAGCCCCAAGAGUUACUCUUGACACUCGUGUGUACCUCCCUCCUCCAACUGGAGUGGAUUCCCAUGAACUCUUUUGCUCGGGUGGAGUAGUCUUGGCUUCACAAGAUGGGAAGAUUGUUUGUGAGAACACCCUCAAUGCAAGGUUGGACGUCGUUUUCCGACAGAAACUGCCCGAGAUCCGGAAGAGCCUUUUAGGGUAAGUGAGUACAUGAUCAAUCUUCGCAAGUGUUUGCUGGUGCAGGGGCAUGUUUGGAAGGAAAUAAUGCAAGAGUCUCAUAUCAGUUUUGUAUCUCUGGGAAUAAGUAGUAUUUGAGUGUGAUUUUUUCUGUAUUGAUUUGGAAAAAAUAAGAAUGUUGCUGUAGGAAUUGGAAACAUUAAGGAAACUCUUAAUGAUUUACUUAAACUGUAACAGAAUGUCUUACUAAAUAAAGUGUGAUAAUGCUUUUCCCAACA
Corylus avellana is the source of this 1011-nucleotide messenger RNA. Its product is annotated as V-type proton ATPase subunit E1. Gene Ontology annotation, biological process: proton transmembrane transport. Gene Ontology annotation, molecular function: proton-transporting ATPase activity, rotational mechanism. Lineage: Eukaryota; Viridiplantae; Streptophyta; Magnoliopsida; Fagales; Betulaceae. The record is from RefSeq and is a predicted model, not a curated record. Gene Ontology annotation, cellular component: proton-transporting two-sector ATPase complex, catalytic domain.